Molecule: messenger RNA, 1518 nt
Organism: Lucilia sericata (common green bottle fly)
Lineage: Eukaryota; Metazoa; Arthropoda; Insecta; Diptera; Calliphoridae
Gene: UbcE2H
Product: ubiquitin-conjugating enzyme E2 H
Exons: 2
Coding region: 466-1017 (183 amino acids)
Biological process (GO): ubiquitin-dependent protein catabolic process; protein polyubiquitination
Cellular component (GO): nucleus
Molecular function (GO): ubiquitin conjugating enzyme activity
Source: RefSeq, a predicted model, not a curated record
CAUUUAUUUCUGUCAGUACAAUUUUGUUAUUCAAAGGUGCAAGUUGUCGAGAGAGAGUCAAAGAGCGAUUACAAAAGCAAAAUCAGUGUGCGUGUGUGCAUUUGUCAGUAAGUGAGUGUGUGUAUAUUUUACACUUGCAGACAAAGAAGAAAAUUUUAAAUACAAAAGCUGAUUAUUGAAUAAAAAAAAAGCGAACAAAAUAUUAAAAUUCAAUAAAAUCUUAAUAAAAUACUUAAUAGCAGUUAAACCACCUUACUUUAAAAAAUUAUAAACAAAUCUUGGAAAAUAAUUGAAAUAAUUAGAAGGCCCAGACAACGGAAUAGCCACGUGUGUGAGAAUACGUGGGAUUUUGGUUUGGGAGACGUUCAAAUUAUUGUGAUACAAAACACACCCAUCCUACAACUCCACACUAGAAAAUAAACAAACACCUAUAGUUAUAUACAAAAAAAAUAUACAUACAACAAGAUGUCCUCACCAAGUGCUGGCAAACGUCGCAUGGACAACGAUGUCAUCAAAUUGAUAGAAUCAAAACAUGAGGUUACAAUUAUCGGUGGCCUUAAUGAAUUUCAUGUGAAAUUCUUUGGUCCUCAUGGGACACCGUACGAAGGUGGCGUUUGGAAGGUUCGUGUCUACCUGCCCGACAACUAUCCCUUCAAAUCACCCAGCAUAGGUUUUGUGAAUAAAAUCUAUCAUCCUAAUAUAGACGAAUCGUCCGGUACCGUCUGUCUCGAUGUUAUAAAUCAGGCCUGGACAGCACUGUAUGAUUUAUCAAAUAUCUUUGAAUCAUUUUUGCCACAGCUGCUCACAUAUCCCAAUCCAGUCGAUCCCCUUAAUCGUGAUGCAGCCUCACUGUAUUUACAUGAACCUGAAGAAUAUCACCGCAAAGUAGCUGAUUAUGUACAACGUUAUGCCACAGAGGAGGCUUUGAGAGCCGCCCAAGUUGAGCGUGAGAGUAGUGAUAGUGAAUCCAGUAUGUCGGACUAUAGUGAGGAUGAGGCAAGGGAUAUGGAGUUAUAAUACCGGUUUAAUAUUAAGUUAAUAUUAUGAAUUUGAAAAUAAUUGCAAUAAUUAUAGAGAAUACAAUUUUAAUGAAAACAAAAAGAAAAGAAAAAAGAACAUGAAGUAUGAAAUAAUAAUGUUAAAAAAAAACUACAAAUUAAAAAAAAGAAGGAAAACACAAAACAAACAAACACCUUACCGUAAAUUAAACUCUAACCCUCUCUACUAAAUAACACAAACAAACAAAUAGUUAUAAUAAAAUGAAGAAAAUACAAUAUGUAAUAGUGUAAUAAAUGAAAAUUAACUUAGUCAAUCAACCAAUCAAUAUAUGAAAAUGUAAAACACUAACAGCAUAAAACCAAUCCUCCCCUUUAAAAUUUGUUUCUUCUAAACUGAUACAAAAAAAUACUUAAAUACAACACAGAGAAUAAUAAUAUUUUAAAUUUAAAUUCCCUUAACAAAUAACACAAAUUUGUAAAACACCACAACUACAAAACCUACAAACAUUAUCUUUUACAC